Bactrocera dorsalis (oriental fruit fly) is the source of this 1118-nucleotide messenger RNA. RefSeq lists its product as uncharacterized. Bases 150 to 815 code for a protein of 221 amino acids. NCBI's taxonomy places the organism in Eukaryota, Metazoa, Arthropoda, Insecta, Diptera, Tephritidae. The transcript has 2 exons. The record is from RefSeq and is a predicted model, not a curated record.
GUUUGGUAUCGAACGGCUCGGAGAGGUCCUUCCCGAUCCUGACGGAGCUUUUCGUGUUGUUCAACGUCAGUUUACACAACCGUAUUAGUUUUGCGGGGACACGCGCUAUUUACUGUUUAAAAAUAUUCCUGUUCCGAGCUCAAUAUCCUAUGCAGGAAGAACAAAAAGCAGCACUAGCUGAUGUCUGCAUUUUCAUAGUGCGAUUUUAUAUUAAGAUUUGGUUCAAAUGCUCCGACGCUACUGCUGCUCCCGUUGACGAUUUAAAUAUAAUAAAAAGUUUUAAAUAUUAUGAAAGCAUUGAUUUUACAACCAGCGAUGCUGCACUGCGAAAAUUGUCUAACCAUUUAUGGUAUUUGACAGAGGAAGCAGCCGCUUUAGCCUUAUUUGAUGACAGACUAUCAGUAGGGACAAAAGUCCAAAUGGUCAGUGCUCUUAAAAAACCCGGCAGAUGCGAUGGAUGCAAAAAACUUAUUCUAGGUUCACAAGACAUGGGACAAUUGUUAGACGAGACCAUGGAGCAUUUCAUAUCUUCCAACAGUCUCAAAUUGUUUUCAAGGCUGCAGAUAGAUACCAGCUUCUUGGAUUUCAACCCAGAAACAUGGCAGACGCAGGCUUCAUGUAUGGAUGGCAAAAAAAUAAUAAACUCUCUAAAAGUAGUUAGCGACACUGCAGAAAGAGCCGUAAAACUAAUGCAAGAUUACCGUGGAUUGCUAACCAAAAAUGAAAGUGAUUGGGGUUAUAUUUUGCAAUGCAUACAAGAACAUAGGAAAAUGUAUCCGAAUUGUUCAAAACAAACUUUUAAAAGUUGUAAAUAAUUAUAAUUUUGUGUAAUGUAUCAUACAUAAUUCAGCGAAUGUACCAUUGGGGUAUGAGUGACGUGCAAUUAACAAUACAAUUUUCUAUCGGCACUAUAAGGCGUGGUCCGAGAGGCGUGAAAUUUUCGUAGAUUCAUUUUCUUAUCAAGUCUCAACUAUUUUCAGCUUUCGUGAUAAAAAUUUCGAAUAAAAAUUUUUAACGAACAGGCAAAUAUACAUGCACAGUAUAGAUGCUAAUGGCUCCACUGUGAAUGCCAGUCAAUGCGUGUCUAAGUUUGUUGCGUCCGUAGUCUGAUAUUUGCA